This is a messenger RNA of Diabrotica virgifera virgifera (western corn rootworm), 1703 nucleotides long. RefSeq lists its product as uncharacterized. Bases 390 to 1484 code for a protein of 364 amino acids. NCBI's taxonomy places the organism in Eukaryota, Metazoa, Arthropoda, Insecta, Coleoptera, Chrysomelidae. The transcript is spliced from 5 exons. The record is from RefSeq and is a predicted model, not a curated record.
AGUAGUAAUAGUAGUAAGUAGUAAUUAAUUUAGUGAUAAUAAUAAUGGGGCAUCUACAGAGACAGGUUUAUCUUCACAUAUUAAAAGAGCAAGAAUUGGAGGAGAACAUUUUAAAAAUGAUGCUCUCAGAUGGAGGUAAUCCAAAAAAGAGUAAAACUGAUGAACUGUAUGUGAAUAGGGUUGAAGAAGGAUACCAAACCAAUUUAAUAAGUAAAUAUAUGGUUGAUAAUGAGACCAAGUUUCAUAGUUUCUUUCGCGUAACAAAGAACCAGUUCCAUUAAUUUCUUGUUAUGUGCUAUUAAGGAAGACAUAAAGAAAUCUCCUACAAGAAUGGUAAAGAGAGUGAUAACACCAGAAGAAAAACUUGGUGUCACAUUAAGCAAGAAAUAAUGGAUUCUAUCUACCAAUCUACUACUUCAAGGAGCCUUCAAUCGACUUCAACAAGUUCUGAAUUUGUCUCAGGAGCCUGCCACCUCUGCAGCAAAAUAUUUAAAAAUGUAAAAUUACGAAAUCGUCAUAUCAAAAGAAUACAUAAAAUAGAUGUAUCAAUUAAGAAAAUUGAUCAUAUUGUUUGUCCGUUAUGUGAGCAAGAAACUAGUUUACAAACCCAUGAGAACUUAAGAAAACAUAUUAAGGAGAAUCACCAGGUGAGUAUUGAACUAAUAACUUUGGAAUUUUCUAGCAAACAAGAAUAUGAGACAUGGAAAGAUAUGCAGAAAAUUGAGACCAGUUAUGCAACAUCUCGAACAGUUAAUGCAAAGGAACACAAGAUCUUAUACUAUGAGUGUAACAGAAGUGACACAUAUGGAUAUAAGCCCCACUCUAAAAUUAGGACAGAGAAAUCUGGUGGAUCAAUUAAAAUUAAAGGGGUGUGUCCCUCCAGACUAAUUUGUAAACUGACAAAUCAAGGACAAGUUUCGGUCAGUUAUUGGAAAACACAUGCUGGACAUAAAGAAGAAUUAAGAGCCAUACAUCUGUCAAAAGCAGAAGAAAAAACGAUUGAAGAAAAAUUAAUGGCUGGGGUGCCACCCAGUAGAAUUGUACAAGAUUCAAGAAAAUUGGAAAAACCACAACUAGAUAGACUUGCCCUAUUAACAAGUCAAGAUCUCGCAAAUUUAUCCAAGAAGUAUAAUGUACACAAGAAACGAGAUCAAAAUGAUAUGGUAGCAACAACCUUAAAGGUUCAGGAAUGGAAUGCUAACAACAAGAAUUAUGCUUUCUUAUUUAAGAAAGAAGGAGAAGAACAUGAUGUGCUGAGAAAGGAAGAUUUUGCUAUAGGAUUCAUGAACAAGAUAAUGGAAGAUAAAUUACGAAAAUUCCCGAAGAUAAUUUGUAUGGACGGCACACAUGGAACCAACAAGAGACAGAUGGACUUGACGAUAAUGCUGGUGAAGGAUGAUAGGAAUGCAGGAUUUCCGGUUGCAUUCCUGCUGUCCAACAGAUUGGACCAGCAGGUUCAAGAAGUUUUUUUUAUAAAGCAGUGACAAUUUAUGACUGGUAUUACUUAAAGGAUCUAAAGAGAAUAAAAAUGUGGGCCCAUUGUUACAGAAGAAAUUCCGGAAUUAACACCAACAUGGCAAUAGAAUCAUUGAACAACCUACUGAAGACAAACUACCUAAAGAGGAAUGGAAGAGUGGGAAUCGAGAAGUUAUUGGAUACGAUUGAUGAGCUAGUGGAGACAAAAAUGUGGAAGAGAAUUGUGG